UGCCAUAAAUGUAAAUGUAAAUGUUUUUGUUGCUACAACAAACGGCAGUUAUGGGCAGUUGAAAAACUACAGCGUUUAUUAUUUUAUUAAUUAUUUAGCUGAAUUAUUUUUGUUUCAUUAACGAACUUUUGGCGUGUGGUUUACGAAGUGUUAUGAGAACACCCCACUAAAAUAGUAGCUAGCGGUAGAUACUAGUAGUCUGCCAUUUCAGAAUUGUAGUUUAUUUUUGCAACCACAAGGUGACGCAUCCGACCGUAUUUUAGUACAAUGAGCUAUAACAUAUUUUUGUUUACAAAAACGGCUCUUAUCAGAAAUGAACUCGAAUAUAUAUUUGUUAAAUGCAAUAAGUCUGCUAUGUUUGCUCAUAUAAUCGUAUAAUGCUCUGUAAAUGUGGGGGAAGUUUUCUGACUGGGAUAAAAUGUUUUAGUAGUGGACUAAAAUUGUUUUUUGCUGCACAAAUUGCAUUUAUGACCACUUUAGAAUAUUAAAGCAAUCCACUCUGUCACAGUGUCUUGUCUAGGGAAUGGCGGGGUCUGGGAAACUGGCUUCUUUUCGCCUGCCUCCUCUCCCCACCAUAGGGGAAAUCAUAAAGCUGUAUAACCUGAGAGCGCAGAAGCAGCUCUCUCAGAAUUUCCUCCUCGACAUGCGACUAACAGAUAAAAUAAUCCGUCAGGCAGGGAACUUGAGGAAUUCAACUGUGUGUGAGGUUGGUCCUGGGCCUGGUGGUCUUACAAGGUCCAUCCUCAGAGCUGGAGUAGCUGAUUUAUUGGUUGUGGAGAAGGACACACGCUUCAUACCUGGGUUACAGCUCUUAUCUGAAGCUGCACCAGGCAAGGUCAGGAUAGUCCAUGGUGAUAUUCUGAAGUAUAGAAUGGAAGGAGGUUUCCCAGCUCACAUAGGAAAGACAUGGGAGGAUGAGCCUCCCAAUCUGCACGUCAUCGGAAACCUUCCCUUCAGCGUCUCCACUCCGCUCAUCAUUAAAUGGCUCGAGCAGAUGGCCAGCAGAACUGGCCCCUUCGCGUUCGGACGCACAAGACUCACGCUCACCUUCCAGAAAGAGGUGGCAGAGCGGUUAACAGCCAGCACCGGCAGCAGACAGCGCAGCCGCAUCUCCGUCAUGGCUCAGUAUCUCAGCACAGUCAAGAACUGCUUCACGAUCCCUGGACAGGCCUUCGUCCCCAAGCCAGAUGUGGACGUGGGGGUGGUACACUUCACUCCUCUCGUUCAGCCCCAGAUCCAGCAGCCAUUUAAACUGGUGGAGAAAUUGGUCCGGAACGUCUUCCAGUUCCGUAGGAAGCACUGCGACAAAGGACUCCAGAUGCUUUUCCCUGAGGCCCAGCGGCCUGAGCUGACCCACGAGCUGCUGCUCCGUGCUGACGUGGACCCCACGCACCGGCCCUUCGAGCUCUCCAUCAGCCAUUUCCGGGCGCUGGCAGACGCCUACGCCGGGCUCUGCGAGGAGCACGAAGGCAUCAUCGGCUACGAGUUCAGAGAGGAGCUCCGGCAGAAGCGGCAUCAGCACAGUAGGCGACGCGGUGGAGAGCCUUGCGCUGGCAAACCGAUAAAAGAAGAGGAACCUUAAUGGCUGGCGCUCGCACAGGGAGAGAACAGGAUGCUGAAACAUUUUCACUGCACUGGGGACACAAAUUCUUCUUACUGUUCCUCUUAGUCUCCCGGGUGAAAGAGCGUGGCAAACUGCCAGCUGAAGUGCAAGUGUCGCAGAACAAUGGGGGGAGUUCUACUGGCCAUGGCUUGGUUAGGACGGACCUUGGGCAAGAGUCGCCUUAGAACAGCUGUAGUUCAACAAGUGCUUUGUCUAAAAGCACUGAACAAUCCAAGUGGGACUGAAAAGUGGCAAAAGAUUUUUAAAAAAUGUUGCACCUGUCCUGUUCCUAAAUGGCAACAGUGAUAUAACACUGAUAUAAGGCCUUUUCUGAGACAAGGAGUCAAAGCAAAGCCAAUAUACAGACAACUCAGAUAGAAAAAUAGAGAAGGCGUUUCAGUAAUUGAGGCCAUUUUACCUUUCUCUGCAUGAUCACUAGGGAAUUAAAUCUUGCUGGUGCAUGCAGGUACUCUAAAAUGCUGUCAUACUGCAAAGUUAUAGCGAUGCUUUAAUCAGCUCACAGCACACAGUGGUUCCAUUAUGUCAAGGUUCUCAGAGAAAAAUGUUUUUCUAUCCAUCAAAGACUUCUGAAAGAGAACCUUCAAGGCAAAACCUUUGAGGCAUAAAUGCUAAAAAAAAAAAAAAAAAAAAAUUCAAUGGCAAAGAUUCUUGUUCAUAGUUUUGAAAGAAGAAAAAAACUGAAAAGGCCAAUAAACCUGUGACAUACAUGCACAAUGACUGUGUGGAUUGUUAACUACUGGUUUUUCAUUUUCAGAGUUAAAUUUUCUUUGCUAAACCAUAGGAUGGUCUCUUGCUUCAUCUUGAUACAACAGACCUGCAACUGCCUUAACAACCAUGACGCAGAAAACAUCGUUAUGCAAGCAUUUGUCUACAUGACACUCAUUAAAUCCAUUGUAAGUACCACAGUCACUGGGAUUAAAAUACCAAGAGAAAUAUUUAUUUGUUCAGAAAACCUUCUGUAGGACUACUUUUUCAGACACUGUUCUUAUUACAUUUACAGCACUUUUUAAAACCUAGCAAUGUCAAAUGAAUAUACAACAUUUAAAAAUUAAGUUAAAUAUUCAUGAAAAAAAUACUAUACAUAUUUGGACAUUAAAAAAAAACCCCGAACUGUCCAAGUACCCAACACAUUUGAGUUAAAUAGUACCGACAGUAUUCGACUACUUUGUACACUGGUCACGUUUCGGCAGCUGUCUUAGAAAAGACCAGACCGAUUACAUGACGAUCCACGACCAUAUUAGCCGCACAUAUUCUGUGUACAUAGUUUUAAUUUGAAUCUUAACCUGUGGUGUGGCUUCCUAUUAAAAAGAAGUAUAAACUUAUCAAUAAAUAAUAAAAUGCUUAAAAACUCUGAUGCCGCUCUGAUGUAAUAGAAGUAUAGCAAAAGCUAAAAAGCAAAAACAGGUACACGGUGUACCAAAUACAGCAAGGCAGAGCAGAGGAGGACUUAUUCUUGUAGCCGUUUCAGAGACUUCCACUUCUGUUCCGCCUGGAGACGAACGCGAGCUGUGAGCGGACUGACUGACUUUGCAUCAGUGGAAAAGGUUGGAAUCAAGGGGAAAGUCACAUUAGUGAUGCCUAAAAAAAGGAAAUAAAAACCAAGGGCAGUGACUACUGUCUAGUAGAAUACAGUUUAAAAACAGGUUUAGUAAAGGUGUCGGUCAC
Molecule: messenger RNA, 3289 nt
Organism: Electrophorus electricus (electric eel)
Lineage: Eukaryota; Metazoa; Chordata; Actinopteri; Gymnotiformes; Gymnotidae
Source: RefSeq, a predicted model, not a curated record